GAGCGAUAUAAUCUGGAAAGUUAGCUGGACUUUCUUUCUCGUGCCGCUCCACUACUUUUCACAAGACCCAGUUGUUGGCACAGGCUGAGCGAGUCUCUGGCUGACAUUUUAACCUUUCAACAAAAACCUUGCCUUGGUGAAGUCUCCAGUCGGAAAAAGGAAAGAGAGAGAGAGAGAGAGAUGGCUUGUUUCACAUCCUGCACCUUGUGGAUCCGGUUCUUUCUUCUCCUGGAUGGAUGUAUUGCAGCUUAUCUCCAGCAAGCAACUUCUGAAUCAGAAGACACCAGGAACUGCACAGUCAUUCCUCCGCAUCUGCCUCCUACGGUGACCAAUACGAGCGAGCGGCUGAGGGCGCUGCGGCUGCACAUGCAGGCUCACAACCUCUCAGCCUACAUUGUCCCUAAUACAGAUGCGCACAUGAGUGAGUACAUUGCAGAACGGGACAAGAGGCUAGCCUGGAUGUCGGGGUUCACAGGAUCAGCAGGAACUGGCGUGAUCACUCUGCAGAAAGCUGCCCUCUUCACAGACAGCCGCUACUGGAUCCAAGCCGAGCGCCAGAUGGAUUGCAACUGGGAGCUAGAGAAGUCAGGCUGGAUUGAGACUAUUGGACAGUGGAUACUUCAAGAAGUCCCUGUUGGGCAACGAAUUGGGUUGGACCCUUACCUUUUUUCCAUUGCUGAUUGGGAGAGCUACAGCCAAAUCCUGGAGGGUUCCAAUAGGAUCCCUGUUCUCAUAGAGGACAACUUGGUGGACCGCGUAUGGGGCGCCCAGAGGCCUUCUCCUCCCACCAACACCAUCUACCAUCUCGAGGACAAAUUCAUUGGGAGUACCUGGAAGGAGAAGGUUUCCCACAUCCGGACCCAGAUGGAGGACCACGACAGGAAACCCACCGCUGUCUUGCUAUCGGGUCUUGAGGAAACGGCCUGGCUCUUCAACCUUCGAGGAGACGACAUCCCUUACACACCCGUCUUCUACGCUUACACGCUUCUCACCAAGACAAACAUCAGCCUUUUUGUGAACCAGAGUCGGCUGAGCGAAGAGGCAGCCCGGUCCCUGGCUGCUGAGUGCCCAGGGCCCCUGUGCGUGAGGGUGGAAGAGUACGGACAAGCAAGUGCCAACCUGAGAAGCUAUGCCCAGCAGGUCGGCGUUCACAUCUGGAUUGGAACGGAGUACACCAACAUGGCGCUCUAUAGAGAAAUCCCUCUGGAAAAGCUCCUCGAAGAGGUUUACUCCCCUGUCAUGAUCAUCAAAGCAGCCAAGAACCCCAAGGAGCAGGAGAUGAUGCGGGCUGCCCACGUCCGAGACGCCGUCGCCGUGAUCCAGUACUUGGUCUGGCUGGAAAAGAACGUCCCCUCCGGUUCUGUGAGUGAAAUCUCCGGUGCAAAUUACGUGGACCAGUUGCGGGGGAAAGAAGAGUACUGCCGUGGUCCCAGUUUUGAGACGAUCUCUGCCAGUGGACUGAAUGCAGCUCUGGCCCAUUACAGCCCAUCCCAUAAUACCAGUCGACCGCUGACAGUGAAAGAAAUGUACCUGGUGGACUCCGGAGGCCAGUAUUACGAUGGAACAACAGACAUAACCCGGACUGUCCACUGGGGGGAGCCCACAGCUUUGGAGAAGGAAGCCUACACGCGGGUUCUGAUGGGGAACAUUGACCUGUCCAGGCUCGUCUUUCCACCCAGAACAUCAGGCAGAAUGGUGGAAGCCCUUGCUCGCCGGUCCUUGUGGGAAGUCGGGCUCAACUAUGGCCACGGAACGGGCCAUGGCAUUGGCAACUUCUUGUCUGUCCACGAGUGGCCUGUCGGCUUCCAGGCCAACAAUGUACCCUUGGAUAAGGGCAUGUUCACCUCCAUAGAACCCGGUUAUUACCGUGAUGGCGAAUUUGGGAUCCGUCUCGAGGACGUUGCACUCGUGAUACAAGCAGAGACUAAGUACCCAGUGCCCAAAGAGCCCUUCCUGACUUUCGAUGUGGUCUCGUUGGUGCCCUAUGCACGGAAUCUCAUCGAUGUGGACCUCUUGUCAAUGGACCAGAUCCAGUUCAUCAACAAGUACUACGAGACCAUCCGUCAGCGCAUUGGGCCCGAACUACAAAGACGCAAAUUGGAUGAAGAGUACCGCUGGUUGCAGCAAAACACAGAGCCCCUUUCGCAGUCAUUCCUGCUGGCUGCCUCUCUUGGUACCCUAGCUAUGGGCACCCUGGCCUCUACUCUUCUGCCUGGGGCAUAGGACAGAGUCUGGGGCAACACACUACCUCACCGCUCCUAAUCCCUGUGCAUAAGUCUGCCUCUCAGUGUCGAUCUAUCUCAGUCCCUUGUCAUUAUCUUAAGGGUCCAUCUCUGGCCUCCAUUGCUACCAGACCUUCUCCCCAACAGGUUUGGGGUCAGGACUUACCAUGGUCUCCUUCCUCCAGGCCAGAAAGUGUACAAAUACCCUCGUGCUUCUGUCUUGAACCAGCAAUUCCUAGCCAAGAUGGAGCACAACUCUGUGAGAGAGGGAGAAAGAGUGACUGUAGUCUCAGACUCCCCUGAGAAUCUGGAGGAUCUGAGCUCACCCUAUGUUGCACAAGAGUGUAAUAUUGGGUUCGUGGGCACGUUUGGAGGUUUUAAUGUGUGGUGAGCACUCUCACAAAAUGGCUGCCAUGGUGGGCAUGGCCAAGUACAAAACACUUGAAGAAAAAGAGAGAAGUGUACUCUGGUGUUGAAUAAAAUUAGAAAUAUUUAAUGGUAAUUUCCUGAAUAAAAAAAUCAUAAUUUAAAAAAGACAAAUUGACGCGUACAACUGAUGCGUACAGUAGCAAGUCAACAUUGCUUGUUGCAGCUCAAGCAGUCCUUCUGAGGACGAUACAGGGAAGGAGAUUCAGCAUUUGUUAUAUAAACGAACUUUGACGACGGUACAGCUCCUGAUGAAGGACCUAAGGGCCCGAAACGUCGAGCUAUUGUACGCGUCAAUUUGUCUUUUUUAAAUCUACGAUUUUUAUUGAGGAAAUUACCAUUAAAUAUUUCUAAUUUUAUUCAACACCAGAGUACACGUCUCUCUUUUUCUUCGACUGUCAUUGGUGUUUUUGACCCCUUGUCCACGGCCAAAUACAAAACACCCCCUUCCCCAAUGGAAUGAGCGUCUAAGGCAGCCUUUCUCAACCUGGGGCGCUCCAGAUGUGUUGGACUACAACUCCCAGAAUGCCCCAGCCAGCUCUGCUGGCUGGGGCAUUCUGGGAGAUGCAGUCCAACACAUCUGGAGUGCCCCAGGUUGAGAACCACUGGUCUAAGGCCUUCCUUCGUUCUCACUGCAGCCUGUGUCAAAGUCAUGUUUGUCCCAACUGGGAAAACAGACAUCUUGAGAUUCAUAUAAUCUUUUCACACACACACAUUUAUAUUUGACGGCAGAAUUGAAUAGUCCAGUAUGUUGGAAACUGAAAGGGUUAAAGAAAAAUCGAAUGAAUUGGCUUGCAAAGUCAACACUCCCCUCUGCAUAGGGCAUAGAUCCUCUUUUACAUGUUCCCUCGACUAACUAACAGAAACACUCAAUACAAAAUUAAACUCUACAGUUGA
Elgaria multicarinata webbii is the source of this 3545-nucleotide messenger RNA. RefSeq names its product X-prolyl aminopeptidase 2 (gene XPNPEP2). The coding region runs from base 181 to 2223 and encodes 680 amino acids. The record is from RefSeq and is a predicted model, not a curated record. Gene Ontology annotation, molecular function: metalloaminopeptidase activity. Lineage: Eukaryota; Metazoa; Chordata; Lepidosauria; Squamata; Anguidae. The transcript has 21 exons.